Plectropomus leopardus (leopard coralgrouper) is the source of this 1104-nucleotide messenger RNA. RefSeq names its product translocase of outer mitochondrial membrane 20 (gene tomm20a). The record is from RefSeq and is a predicted model, not a curated record. Gene Ontology annotation, cellular component: mitochondrial outer membrane translocase complex. Gene Ontology annotation, biological process: protein targeting; tRNA import into mitochondrion; protein import into mitochondrial matrix. Gene Ontology annotation, molecular function: transmembrane protein transporter activity. Lineage: Eukaryota; Metazoa; Chordata; Actinopteri; Perciformes; Serranidae.
AGUCUGCUAGCUGCUAGCCAGCUAGUCCGCUGCGUGCGGUGCCUAUGAAUAGUCUCAGAUAUGAUGAACGGUCGUACAGGCGCGAUAGUUGCCGGGGUGUGUGGAGCCGUUUUCAUAGCAUAUUGUAUUUAUUUCGACAGAAAGCGGCGGAGUGACCCUCUCUUCAAGCAAAAGCUACGUGAACGUAGAAGAAAGAAAAAUGUUGCUAGUGACAAGUCUGGACUGGCAAGGCUGCCUGACUUGAAGGAUGCAGAAGCCGUUCAGAAAUUCUUUUUGGAGGAGAUCCAGUUGGGAGAGGAGCUCCUGUCACAAGGUGACUUUGAGAAAGGUGUGGAUCACCUGACCAAUGCCAUUGCAGUAUGCGGCCAACCUCAGCAGCUGCUUCAGGUGCUCCAGCAGACGCUGCCACCUCCAGUCUUCCAGAUGCUGCUCACCAAACUGCCCACCAUCAGCCAGCGAAUCAUCAGCUCUCAAUCUUUGAGCGAAGAUGACGUCGAAUGAACUUUUGUCAGAAGGAAGUGUGCUCGUGAAUCAUCAGUUCUCAGUCUUUGACAGAAGAUGAAUGAAUGUGUGCGAGAUGGAAAUCUGCUUUUACUGUUCUGUAAAGGGAUUUCAGACUCUUAUAUUUGUGCACUGUGUGGUGCGACUGCAGUUGUGAGCCUGAUUAUAUCAGAGUUCGACCUUUGGACAUCAGAAGACGAUGAUCCCCUCUAUCACAGCACUCCGAGGUGAAAGAACUUCCUCAAGGUUACGUUUCUGGGAAAUGUUAAACACAUUCCAUCUUUCUAAUCUCUUUCCCACCAGAUCUCAUAUGUCCUAGUCAUCUCUAUCUUCUAAUAGUUUCCAAAAGUGAUCAUGUGCUAUAGAUUGGAGGCUUUGCUGGUAUGAUAUGCACUAAAUAAACAGUUAUGUAAACAGUUUGUUACAUAUGUGAAGUGUGUGUGUGUGUAAGAGUGCCUACACUAAGCAGAAGAUGUUUGUGGAAUAUUUGUCAAGUAAAAAAUUGUUGUUGCAAUACCAGGUUAAUGUUAUUUGUAUAUUCCAGUCUUUGGCAUCUGGACAUAUUUUUGUGUUUAAAAUCCUGCAAUAAAACAUGAAAACACA